Aureobasidium musti is the source of this 978-nucleotide messenger RNA. Lineage: Eukaryota; Fungi; Ascomycota; Dothideomycetes; Dothideales; Saccotheciaceae. The record is from the annotation of a GenBank genome assembly.
AUGACCCAAGCGCAGACACAAAAUGGAAGCUCUGGCCCGAAGAAGCUGCACUUGAUUGGAGUCGGUGUCAGUCACAGCAUUGCACCAAUCAUGCACAACUACAUCUGCAAAUCGCUCAACAAACCAUGGACCUUUGUUGCAACAGAAGCGCCAACAAUCGAGGCAGCGAUCGAACUCAUGACUGCCCCAGACUUUGCUGGCGCCGUCGUCACAAUGCCCUACAANAAGACCGUGAUGUCGCAUCUGGAUGGUCUGGAUUCCCUGGCUGUCAAGCUCGGUGCUUGCAACAAUGUGUAUAUCAGAUCAGAUGGCAAGCUGCAAGGCACAAACACAGAUUGGAGAGGUAUCAAAGGAUGUCUUCUCGCGGCUAGCGACAAAGGCGUUGGUCAACCAGCAAUGAUUGUAGGAGCUGGAGGCGCAAGCCGCGCUGCUGUGUAUGCGUUGGCAGUCGAGCUCAAAUGUCCUGUUCUAUACGUGGUCAAUCGCGAUGAUCAGGAGGUCGAAGACUUGAUUGUCGAUACUCGCGACAUGCUCUCAGCUCCCGGAUCCUCCGAGUCGCUGUGCAAGAUCGUUCACAUCCGAAACCUCGAACAAGCCAGCUCUCUUCCAACACCACACUACAUUGUCGGCACUGUUCCUGACAGUGUACCCGAGACUGAAACUGAGAAGAUGACUAUCAAGAUCUUUGAUCAUUAUCUAGCAGCUGCAAAGGAGCGAGGAGUGUUUCUCGACAUGUGUUUCAAACCAAGAAUCACCAGGAAAAUCAAGCUGGCAAGGAAACAUGGAUGGCAGACAGUUGAGGGCACGGAGAUUAUCGGACAUCAGAUUCAAGAGCAAUAUAGGGUAUGGAUCAGUCCAGAGUCUGACAGCGAAGUCGUCAGUCCACAACUUGCUAGCGAGGCAUGGAACACUCUAAGAGCAGCAGCAGCGGAUAGCAAAGGCAUCAACUUCGAGGUGGAUGAGUUGCAAGUAGUAUAG